AUGAGCUCUUCAACGACUGGCCUUGAUGCUCCGCACCCUGGGGAAACUAGCUUGCUCCCUCAAGCGAGUGCACCGCAGCAAAACUUUACAGAAGAAUGGCUAGCUAGUGCCCAUUUAUCUCCAGGACCUUACGACCCUCACGGUAGAACCAAUGGUAGCGAUGGACCUUUGUCGGCAAUGGAUAUUUGGAAUUCUAGAGAUAGAGGAGGACCGUCUACUCCGCAGCCCACGCAGGGGAUCUUAGGAGCACAGGCGCCAGGACCACACAAUCCUCCAAUCGCUUCUUCGGUCCGUCGGCCUGGAUUGAAGUACCCGGUCCUCGAACCUGUGAUGCCACAUCUGGAUUCAAAUCUGUCCCCACGCCUGGUGUCCGAACUACUGGAGUUGUAUUUCACAAGUGCCUUUUCGACCCAUAUGCACCCGGUGUGUCACCACAUCCACUGCUAUGUCCUUCGGAAAGCAUCGUUUCUCAACAACGAUCGGCCACGGCCGAGCAGUCCGGCUUUACUUGCAAGUAUGCUUUGGGUCGCAGCAGUCGAUGAUCGGGCAUUUGGCCUGUCGAUAUCACCACUUCAGCGCCGUAAAAUUUGCCACUUUCUCUGUGCUUUGACCAUUCGCCUUUUGCGACCAUUGAUUCAUGUUUCGUUCAAUGACCAAGGAACCGCCGAAAUGGCCACCAAGCCCCAGGAUUUCGCUGCUGCUGGCGUGCAGCCUCCCUUUGAGGGCGUGGGAGAUGAUAAGGGGUUGGUUGGCCCGGCCGGGUCACUCGACGAUGUGGUCACCUAUAUUCACGUGGCCUCGAUUAUUUCUUCGAGUGAACAAAAGCGGCGAGUGGCACGCAGCGUUCACUCUGGCGCGGGAAAUCCUGGCCGCCCCUCCAAGAUUCUCUGGGGGGCUGGGCAAGUUCCCCCCGGCGACGCGAUCUUUGACGAUUCAAAGCCUAGCCGACCGAUCUUGGAUUGUGUCUGCGACGAAACAACCGAGGUAGUCACCGAGGAGCAUCGUGAAGAGCGCCGACGGACUUGGUGGCUCCUCUACAUCAUGGAUCGCCAUCUAGCACUUUGCUAUAAUCGGCCACUGGCUUUGCUGGAUGCUGAAAGUGAAGAUUUGCUGCUGCCCUUAGAUGAGGGUGCCUGGCAAGCGGGUAACAUUCAUAGCAAUAGCCCUCGUCCCGAAGGACCGCAAUGUCCGCGAUCCGGGGAUCUUCAUAAACGUCGGGUAUUUCCUAAUUUCAUUUGUCAUGAUCACUCCAUCUUGGGGUUCUUCUUACCGCUCAUGACCAUCACCGGCGAGUUGAUCGACCUGAACCAGGCCCGGAAUCAUCCUACUCUUGGCCUACGCUUGCAAGGUAAAGAGGCAUGGGGGAUGCAUGUGACCGAAGUGCUCAGGCAGCUUGAGAUCUACAAAGCGAGCUUGACCACAUUUAUAGCUACAAGCGCUGCUGACCCUGCCACCUCCGCACCUGCUGAUUUUGCUUCCAACAAGCCCAAUGAAACGGCCGACGCGCAGGCCUACCCGUGGCACACACAAACCGUCGUGGCGUAUGCUUCAUACUUGGUCCAUGUCCUACAUAUCCUCUUAGUGGGGAAAUGGGAUCCCGUUUCCCUCAUCGAAGACAAAGACUUUUGGACCUCAUCCCCGGCCUUCGCGUCGACAAUCUCUCAUGCCUUAGAUGCGGCCAAUUCGGUCCAACAAAUCCUGCGCUAUGAUGCGGAUAUCAGCUUCAUGCCGUACUUCUUUGGCAUCCAGCUACUGCAAGGAAGCUUCUUGCUCCUCCUCAUCGUCGAGCGCCUGCAACAAGAAGCCGGUGAAGUGAUCCUGAGCGCGUGCGAGACCAUGAUCCGGGCGACCGAGUCAUGUGUGGUUACGCUCAACACUGAAUACCAGCGUAGCUUCCGCCAGGUCAUGCGUAGUGCCGUGGCUCAAGCCCGAGGACGACCGGUGAAUCCAAGUGAGAUCCGGCAUCGACGCAAGGCCGUCCUAGCCCUUUAUCGGUGGACCAGAAAGGGAACGGGGCUGGCGUUAUAG
Molecule: messenger RNA, 2028 nt
Organism: Penicillium chermesinum
Lineage: Eukaryota; Fungi; Ascomycota; Eurotiomycetes; Eurotiales; Aspergillaceae
Product: fungal specific transcription factor domain-containing protein
Exons: 3
Coding region: 1-2028 (675 amino acids)
Biological process (GO): DNA-templated transcription
Molecular function (GO): zinc ion binding; DNA binding
Source: RefSeq, a predicted model, not a curated record